GAUCCAUCAGGUGGAAUGAAGGUACAGUUGCAACCGCCUAAUCGCAAAGCAUCCACGGCAUCAACGUCUAUUGUAAAAGUCCCCGUCUCCGAAUGAAGAGUCGAAAUUUCAUCGUCUUCUUUACUUAUACAUACACGAUUAUCGCUUGAAAUAAAUGUUUAAAAAUGGCAAAUACUAUCGUCAGCGAAACAGGAAUACGAACGGACGAAGGUGUAUCAGUCGACAGGGAGGAUGAAAAAAGCCUCUUGUACGAAUGGUUUACAAUGUUCUGGAAAACUCUGCACGAAUCUCUGCAAUCACAAUCAAACAGUCGCGGUAUUCCUUCACUCGAUUACAACAGGGAAGGGAAAAAAAUCUGUGAAGGGAACUGUGAAGAGAAACAAAACCAUUUGAUCGCAGCGUCUCUGGCCAAGGAUCUUGCUGCUCAUCAGCAAACCGAAACACUUUUCCACGCGGAUAGUAAAUCUCAAAAAUCGAAAGUCAGCAUGAAAAAAAGUAGUUUUGGACAGACAAAGGAGCAGAGCCAAAUAUUAAACACGAUUUAUACCACUUCCUUGGUAAAACGGAAGAAAUACGAUCGUCUCAAAGCUCUGAGAAAGAAGCAAAAAGUUCACUUAGCCGUGGCUUCGGUCAUAUAACUGUAGACCUUAAAAACCAAUCCGCGACAUUCAGACAAGCCGAGCAGAAGUUGAGUGGUUGUUCUCAUUUAUAAAAACCUUCUGCGAUAUAGUUUGAUCAAA
Molecule: messenger RNA, 740 nt
Organism: Meira miltonrushii
Lineage: Eukaryota; Fungi; Basidiomycota; Exobasidiomycetes; Exobasidiales; Brachybasidiaceae
Exons: 1
Coding region: 165-638 (157 amino acids)
Source: RefSeq, a predicted model, not a curated record